CACGCGUGAAACCCUAACCUCACAUGCUCACACAAACCCCAACCCUCAUCGGCCGGAACCCAACUCCCGCCGGAGCUCCGGCACGCUGCUCGCCCGUCAAUUCUCCUGAACCUUCUUCAUCUUCUCGAAUCUAUGCAGGGCCUCCUCUCCGGUCACCGGAAAAUAUCCUUUUCCGGCCAGUUUCGGUGUUACCGUUAGACGUUUUAGGAGAAAACAUAGAUCCGUUCUCCGAAGCUUCCAUGAAGAUUUGAUGUUAGAGAUGUCUCCUUUUGAGCUUUGACUGAAGAAGAGAGUUGAAAUUUGUAGAGAAAAUGGCGAAUCAUUGGUUUUUUCAGGCUCAUAAUUGAAAAAGCCAAGGUUUCUUGUAAGAAUUACGCGGCAAAUUGACGUUGGGAGUGCAAGCUGACACAACAAGGGAACGACUUUCCAUCCUUGCAAACAGAGCCACCUUUACCUAUUUUUUAGAGAGUGUGGUUAAGGAGAAGUGUGGUUCAUUUGAAGUUCAAAUUGCUGACAGAUAACCCAAGUGCCGAGUUGGUGUAGAGAAGUCUCAAGUAUGUUGUCAUUUUCAUCCAUUAUGUGCAUAAUUGUGCUUUAAUGAUGAUAUUUGCACUAGAAGAAAGAUUGUAUAGGUCAUACAUCUAGAGUAGGAGAUUAGGAUAGAGGAGGAAACAGAGAACAGGCCUUAUGGCGACAGAUAUGCAGAAAUUGAUUGGGACAAGUGAAGAUGAAGAAGAAGAAAUGGAGAUGGAUGUGAAAGAAGAGGAUGAUGAUGAUGACGAAGAUGAAGAGAAGCACAUACCUGUGACAGGGAUGGUAUCUGUUGAUGGAGCAUUUGUAUCAAGCAGUGGCAAUAACCGUUUUCAACAUCACCAGCAAAUUCAAGAACAAGGAGGCAACCAAAGUGGAGGGCGAAGGUGUAGACCAGUAGAAGAAAAGGAGAGAACAAAGUUGAGAGAGCGGCACCGGAGAGCUAUCACUGCAAGGAUCUUGGCAGGCCUUCGAAGGCAUGGAAACUAUAACCUAAGGGUUAGAGCUGAUAUUAAUGAUGUGAUUUCAGCUUUGGCAAGGGAAGCUGGCUGGGUUGUUCUUCCUGAUGGAACCACCUUUCCUUCAAGAACUCAGGUCCCUAGGCCUGCUGGUGGCACCUCUACUGCAGUGGUGACUUCAUCAUCUUCACACUUGGUGCAGCAACAGACUCCACCUACUUCCCUUAGAGGAGUCUCUUCUGGUUAUCGGAGCUCAGUGGAAUACAAUGCAUCUCGCAUGAAAGGUGUUUUUGUGCCUGCUUCAUCUCCUUAUGAUGUAUCAAGCUCUAGGUCUCACUCUGCAGUUGUGAUGGGAGAUAGAGGAGGGCAAGCAGAGAAUCAUCCUCUUAUUGGUGGCUCCAUGGACGCUGUUGAUGAUAAGCAGGUGGUUGACAUGCCGCCGAAGUUACAAGAGCGUGAUUUUGCGGGCACCCCUUACAUUCCUGUUUAUGUGAUGCUACCUCUGGGUGUCAUCAAUAUGAAGUGUGAGCUGGUUGAUCCAGACGGUUUAUUGAAGCAGCUAAGGAUAUUGAAAUCAGUCAAUGUUGAUGGUGUUAUGGUUGAUUGCUGGUGGGGAAUAGUAGAGGCACAUGCUCCACAAGAGUAUAACUGGAAUGGUUACAAGAGGCUGUUUCAGAUUGUGCGUGAGCUUAAACUUAAGCUACAAGUUGUAUUGUCAUUUCAUGAAUGUGGUGGCAAUGUUGGUGAUGAUGUUUGCAUUCCACUGCCCCCUUGGGUGGCAGAAAUCGGUCGAAGCAAUCCUGACAUCUUUUUCACCGAUAGAGAGGGAAGACGCAACCCUGAAUGUCUCUCUUGGGGAAUUGAUAAAGAACGGAACUUAAGGGGCCGGACUGCCGUUGAGGUUUACUUUGACUUCAUGAGAAGCUUCCGUGUCGAAUUUGACGACUUCUUUGAGGAUGGUAUCAUCUCAAUGAUUGAAGUUGGACUUGGUCCAUGCGGGGAGCUACGGUACCCAUCUUAUCCUGUAAAGCAUGGUUGGAGAUAUCCUGGCAUUGGUGAAUUCCAGUGUUAUGAUCAGUAUUUGUUGAAGAAUUUGAGGAAGGCAGCCGAAGCAAGGGGGCAUGCUUUUUGGGCUAGAGGCCCAGAUAAUGUAGGUUCCUAUAAUUCCCAGCCCCAUGAAACUGGAUUUUUUUGUGAUGGGGGUGAUUAUGAUGGCUAUUACGCUAGAUUCUUCCUUAAUUGGUACUCUCAAGUUUUAGUUGAUCAUGGCGAUCGGGUACUUUCUCUAGCCAAGCUAGCUUUUGAAGGCACUUCUAUUGCUGCAAAGCUAGCAGGUGUUCACUGGUGGUACAAGACAACUAGUCAUGCAGCGGAAUUGAUGGCAGGGUUUUACAAUCCAUGCAAUCGUGAUGGCUAUGCUUCAGUAAUGGCAAUGUUGAAGAAGCACGGUGCUGCAUUAAACUUCACAUGCGCUGAAUUACACAUGUUAAACCGGCAUGAGGACUUCCCAGAGGCAAUGGCAGAUCCUGAGGGGUUAGCCUGGCAAGUAUUGAAUGCUGCAUGGGAUGUCUGCAUACCAGUUGUCAGUGAGAAUGCUCUUCUUACCCAUGAUAGAGAAAGCUAUAACAAGAUAUUAGAGAAUGCCAAGCCUCUAAACGAUCCAGAUGGGAGGCAUUUUUCAUCGUUCACCUACCUUAGACUCAGCCCACUUCUCAUGGAAAGACACAAUUUUCUUGAAUUUGAACGAUUCGUCAAGAGAAUGCAUGGGGAAGCAGUUCUCGAUCUCCAGUUAUAGCGGGAAGGAAGAAGGAUCCCCAGCUUGUGUAUUAUUUAUGCUCCCCAGUAAAAGGCUGGUGGGUACUUCCUUUUUUUUCCAGAUAUAGUUUAAACUUUAAAAUCUCAGACGCAUGCCUGUAAAUGAAAUCACAAGGAAGAGGCAGUGAGUCCCCUGAGUCCCGGGCUUUUAGCCGGCCUGCCUGGUAAGUUAGGUUGAUUGUUGUAUGGUCGAAUCUCUGACCGCGCUUUUGCACAAUUCAUAGAAUGGUUCAUCAAUGAGAAUAUAAAUGAAGGGAAAAGCUUUGAAGCUUGAAAUAUGAUUUUGAGUUUUGAUCA
This is a messenger RNA of Vitis riparia (riverbank grape), 3101 nucleotides long. Its product is annotated as beta-amylase 7. The record is from RefSeq and is a predicted model, not a curated record. NCBI's taxonomy places the organism in Eukaryota, Viridiplantae, Streptophyta, Magnoliopsida, Vitales, Vitaceae. Gene Ontology annotation, molecular function: beta-amylase activity. Gene Ontology annotation, biological process: polysaccharide catabolic process.